Molecule: messenger RNA, 1034 nt
Organism: Aegilops tauschii subsp. strangulata
Lineage: Eukaryota; Viridiplantae; Streptophyta; Magnoliopsida; Poales; Poaceae
Product: cold-regulated 413 plasma membrane protein 1
Cellular component (GO): membrane
Source: RefSeq, a predicted model, not a curated record
ACAUAUUUCCUCCUAUCCGCACAGGCACAGCCAAAGCACAAAUCAAACCCAGACCCGAGCCCAUCCAUCCAUCCAUCCAUCUUGAGAACUCUCGAGGUCUCGGCGAUUCGGGGGAGAUGGCGCCGUCGUUCCUCGCGAUGAAGGCGGGCGCGGCGUCCGGCGCGUCGGAGGCGGCGCAGGCGCUGCUCGAGUCGGACCUGCGGGAGCUGGGCAUGGCGGCGCGGAAGCUCGCCAACCACGCCAUCGUCCUCGGCGGCGGCCUCGGCUUCGGCCGCCACUUCCUCAAGUGGCUCGCCUUCAUCGCCGCCGUGUACCUCUUGGUAUUGGACCGGACAAACUGGAAGACCAACAUGCUGACCGGACUCUUGGUCCCUUACAUAUUCUUCACCCUGCCUGGUGUGCUGUUCUCUCUCGUAAGGGGAGAGGUUGGUGCCUGGAUUGCAUUCGUUGUAGUCAUCCUGCGGCUCUUCUUCCCGCGUCACUUCCCUGAUUGGCUAGAGCUGCCUGGCUCUCUGAUUCUUCUCACGGUGGUCGCCCCCAGCCUCUUCGCCGACCACUUCAGGAACGACCUCGUCGGCGUCUUCAUAUGCCUCGCCAUCGGGUGCUACCUGCUUCAAGAGCACAUCAGGGUGUCAGGAGGCUUCAGGGAGGCCUUCAGGAAGGCCAAUGGCGUGUCCAACACCAUCGGCAUCGUCCUGCUCUUCGUCUACCCAGUCUGGGUCCUGGUGCUCUGGCUCCUGUAGGACAUCUACUGCUAUCGGUGUGGCCAUUGAUUGGCUUGUGCAGUUCUGUUCGCUGUUUGGGGAUUCAUCGUGUAGACGCUUUCGAUGGUGAUUUGGUAUUGCUCGUCCGGAGCCGAUGAACUGUGCACGUUUGUACCUUUCUGAUGGACAUGUUUCGAUUUGUUGUAGUUCUGGUAUGAGGUCUUUGUUUCCUUGAUUUGUGGGUACAUAAUUAGUCUUUGUUUCCUUGAUUUGUGGGUACAUAAUUAUCAAUAAAAACAUCAUCACUGUUGAUUGGUGUAUUGAAGUCGA